This is a messenger RNA of Armigeres subalbatus, 3247 nucleotides long. RefSeq names its product protein Mo25 (gene Mo25). The transcript has 7 exons. Bases 290 to 1300 code for a protein of 336 amino acids. Lineage: Eukaryota; Metazoa; Arthropoda; Insecta; Diptera; Culicidae. Gene Ontology annotation, biological process: intracellular signal transduction. Gene Ontology annotation, molecular function: protein serine/threonine kinase activator activity. The record is from RefSeq and is a predicted model, not a curated record.
UGCAACACAAAAGCGAACUGUCAAAAUUGUGAAAAUCAACUUUUCGAGCAAAAGGCCAAAAGUGUUAAAACGAAAUUCGUCUCACCGUCGGGAAGUCGUCGUCGUGUUGUGUGCGGUUAUUUGUGCAGGAAAAAUAGUGCUGAACGUCUCCGCUUGUGGCAGGUGUGAUCACCCAAAGUGACGAAACAAGAAAAAAAAGUGAAAAUAAGCAAUCAAGCAUCACAGUGAAAAGUGGGAAAAGUGUCGUGCUUUUUUGUUCGGGAAAAAGUAGCAGUAACCAUCCGACAGAAUGCCUCUUUUUGGCAAAUCGCAGAAAAGUCCGCAGGAGCUUGUGAAAGCGCUGAAGGAAGCGGUCAACUCGCUGGAACGAGGCGACAAGAAGGCGGAAAAGGCACAGGAGGACGUUAGCAAAAAUCUGGUUCUUAUCAAAAAUAUGCUAUACGGAACGUCAGACGCAGAACCACAAACGGAAAUUGUGGUGUCGCAGUUAGCACAGGAAUUGUAUAAUAGUAAUCUACUCUUGCUUCUGAUACAGAAUCUAAGUCGUAUCGAUUUCGAAGGCAAAAAAGACGUCGCACAGGUGUUCAACAAUGUACUCAGAAGACAGAUCGGCACACGGUCGCCAACCGUGGAAUACAUCUGUACAAAGCCAGAAAUCCUGUUCACACUUAUGGCCGGUUACGAACACCAAGAAAUUGCGCUAAACUGCGGAACGAUGCUGCGGGAGUGUGCAAGGUACGAAGCGCUCGCCAAAAUAAUGCUCCACUCGGACGAAUUCUUCAACUUUUUCCGCUACGUGGAAGUGUCCACCUUCGAUAUCGCUUCGGAUGCCUUCUCGACCUUCAAGGAGCUGCUGACGCGGCACAAAAUCCUGUGCGCCGAAUUCCUGGAGCAAAACUACGACAAAGUAUUUGACCACUACCAGCACUUGCUCAACUCGGAGAACUACGUUACGCGGAGGCAAAGUUUGAAACUGCUCGGUGAACUGCUGCUGGAUCGACACAACUUCACGGUAAUGACGAAAUACAUCUCAAAUCCAGACAACCUGAAGCUCAUGAUGAAUAUGCUUAAAGAAAAAUCUCGGAAUAUUCAGUUUGAAGCGUUUCACGUGUUCAAGGUAUUUGUAGCGAAUCCGAACAAACCGAAACCGAUCCUGGAUAUCCUACUGCGGAAUCAGGAAAAAUUGGUAGACUUCCUAACGAAAUUCCACACGGACCGAUCCGAGGACGAACAGUUCAACGACGAAAAGGCGUACCUAAUCAAGCAGAUAAAAGAGCUGAAACCGGCUCCGGAUCAAUAGUAAAAAGCACGACGCAAGCUUGAGGUCUUUGCAAAUCCACAAACACGCGCGCACGCAUACACACACAUCCUCAUUCCUGUCCUCGCAUCCCGACUCCCGUUUUUAUCCCCACCCCGCCCGUGCACUAGUAUUUUGUAAUAAAUCGUGAGUAAUAAAAGAAAUCUAUAAAUAUAAUUCAUACUCUAGCAUAAAUAUAAUAAAUUUAACUACCAUAGAAGUUAUAAACUAAAUUGCUGAGUCAAACGUUCAGUCCUCUAAACAAAAACCAAUAAAACACAUAUACGCAUGUAUAAGCUGAUAGUAGUAAGCAGAACAAUACAAAUGCUGGCAAAAGUCGAAAGAAGUUAAAACUAGUAUUUAGAAUAAGCAAAGCAAGAACCUUGCAUAAUGUUAGUCCAAGCAACAGGAGAAAAAAAAACAAAGCAAAAAAAUCAUUACAGAGCAAAAUAGUAAUAUAUUUAUGAAUGCUAAAAGAGCAUUUUCACGGCUGCUAAAAAUACCGAACUAUAUAUAUUAACAAAGUAAUAUGAUGUUGUAUAAAAUUUAACAAGGUAAAGCUGCGCAAUUUCUGUUUCUCUUAUUGGGCGUGUUUAGUCUCUGGAUGGAAGCAUCAGAACUUUAAUUGUGAGGAUUCUUAUAGAAUGUUUUUCCAAGAAGCAAAAACGGAAAAUAAUGCAAACAUUAAAUUGUAUUUAUUUUAUAUUUUGCUUGUGUUUAUAAUGCGCCUUAUUGCAAUUGUGAAGACAUUAUUGGUGACCCACUUGCUUUGUGAGUGGGGUGGUAGGUUGAUAGUUAAUAGAGAAGGCCCUAUAGGAGGACAAACUACUCUGAAGUACGUUUUAGUGUUAAUGCUACUUUUAAGUAUCUGGUUCUAGCUUGUGUCCUGUUUUUUUCUGUUAAUAUCUGAACUCAGAUGAUAUAUAUUGCAAAAUAUAAAACAUGUUUAAUAAUUUUAGUUGAAAAUUGAAUUUUCUAUUAUCCCAUCCAACAGAGUAUAGGAAGAUUUUGACCAUUAUGUUGAAGUUUUUUCGCUUACAUUCAUCCUUUUUACAUUGACACGUACACAACACCCGUUGAGCACCUCCAUACCUCAUUAGACUCAUUUAGAGAUACGAUGAACAUUCGAACACUCUCCCGGCAAUUCGGCACUGGAAAAAAGAUUCAUCACAGCUCUCGAGCGAUUAGAUCUUAGACAUUCUUAAAAGGGCUAUUAUACGUUAGGCAUACAAACGUUUUGUAUACUUUUUGAGACUUAAUAAAAUUAGUGAGGAGACAUACACUGCUUUCUCUAAGAUUGAAGUGUCCGUUAUUAAAACUGGAAUCCGUUCAUGUUAGGUACCACACACUAGAAGUCACUGAAUAACAAUUCUGAAAACUGUUCCUAAUACAAUCUGAUAUGAAUGUCUACACAUGUAGUAGCUCUGAAACACAAAAUAGCAAAGUCCUGCGGACAGUGAAACAUUGUGACAGAACGAAGAAGGGGAGUUGAAAUGCAAUAUCAAGAAGUGAAUCGUUUCAUUAGAUGUAAACUGAUCAGCAAUUGUGGAUUGUGGAAUAGAUAAUCGGCAUAUAAUUUACGUAUUACUUGUAGAUUACUGUUCGAUACAACCUAUGCAAAAUAGGACUGCAAUCUCCUUAAGUUCUAGUGCGUUCAUCUCCGCAGCUUAUUUGUUGACCCUCAAAGACCACCCCUAGAAGAUGGCGGAGCUUGUUUGUACUGUUUACAUAAAGGUAGACACAGCACCCUAGACAAGCCAAGUCAAAGAAUGAACACAUAGAAAUCACAACGUAACAAUUACGUAGGGAAGAUGGAAAAUCAAGAAAACAAUUGAAAUAAAAUAGCGUUUAAGUCAAAUACUGUUGUAUCAAAAAGAAACAGCGAACGAGUGAAAAAAGGAACUGAAAGCGAAAAGGCACGAAAAAUAAAGACAAUUGAGUCUCAACGGA